AUGGUCGCACCAGGGAUCAAGUAUCUUCUGCGAGCGUCUUUUCAUUUCGGUGUACCAUCAGCGACAACGUAUUGCCUGCUAAACUUUGUGCAAGGAAGGCAGUUCCUUCCAUUCAAUCUCCCUGGAUGGGCUGUUAUAAGCAUUGCCCUUGCUGCAAGACCCAUUAUAGCCAUUGCAUCUCGAUUCUACUGGAAGUGGGCAAACAAAAGGGCAGCGGCUGCAAAGGGAGCAGUCAUUCCUCCCUAUCUACCGGACUCUUCUUUUGCUAUCAUUUCUGAACUAGGGAAAAGCCUUCAGGAUGGGUACCCAACGGAUGUGCUUAAACGCUUCAAUGAUCAAUAUGGCAAUGUUGUCAACUUCGAUCUCAUGAAUAACUCAUUUUUGGUCACGAACGAACCGGAGCACAUUAAGGCUAUGCUUUCUACGCAGUUUGAAUCAUUUAUAAAAGGCCCUUUGGUUCUGUCACAGAUGGAAUCCUUGUUCGGAGAAGGAGUUUUCAAUUCCGAAGGAGAAAUGUGGAAAUUUCAUCGUGCAAUGACUCGUCCCUUCUUCAGUCGAGAACGCAUUAGCGAUUUUGAGAUUUAUGAUCGAAAUUGGAACAUAUCGUUGACACUGGCAAAGGAUCGUCUGGCAGAAGGGUACUCUAUUGACGUCCAGGAUCUCAUUGCACGCUUUACGCUCGAUUCUGCUUCAGAGUUUCUAUUCGGCAAGAACGUGGAGUCGCUCUCGGCAGGAUUACCGUAUCAUCAGAGUGUCUCAAAGAAAAACUCGAGCGAGUUCUUUGACCAUCCUUCUAACCAAUUCGUUAAAGCUUUCUCGUCUGGGUUGCUUCGCAUCGCAAGCCGUCUCACAAUGGGAGAAGAGUGGCCCUUGGCUGAAUUCAUGGGUGAUAAAAUAAAACCUUUCCGCGAGGUUAUGGACGAUUUUGUGGAACCCAUGAUGAAAGCCGCAUUGGCAAAGAGGGAGCAAGAUAUCUUACUGAAGAAUGGCCAAAGCGAAAAGGAGGAGUUAAAUUUACUUUCUCACCUUGUGAACCACACGCAAGACCCGAAAAUCCUGAAAGACGAGGUCAUCAAUCUCUUGAUUGCUGGACGGGACACGACCAUGUCGCUGAUUACGUUCUCGAUCUACAUGCUCUCAGAGCAUCCUGAAAUUGAGAAGCGGCUCCGUCAAGAGAUCUACGAGAAGGUUGGGCCCUUCGAGGCGCCGAAGUACGAGCAAAUGCGAGAGAUGAAGUAUAUGAGGGCUUUCUUAAACGAGGUUCUUCGAUUAUACCCUUCAGUUCCUUCUGAUAUUAGGAGGUGUGCGGCACCUGCUGUUCUUCCAGCCGCAGGACCUGGAAAAAAGCCGAUCUAUGUUCCAAAGGAUAUGAUUUGUAUAUAUGCUACUCUUAACAUGCAAAGGCGAACGGAUCUUUGGGGGCCAGACGCCCUCACCUUUGACCCUGAUCGGUUCCUCGAUGAGCGGGUACAGAAGUAUUUGGUUUCCAACCCGUUCAUAUUCUGUCCCUUCAACGCUGGACCACGCAUAUGCCUGGGGCAACAGUUUGCUUAUCACGAGUCAUCGUAUUAUCUCAUUCGUUUACUUCAGAACUUUACCGAGUUCACCCUUGAUUCGUCUGCAAAUGUACCACCUCCGGCAAAUUGGAAAAAUGAGGAAGGCAUCAAGGCGACGGAGAAGGUUUUCCCGGCGGGUGGAUUGUGGCUUCGAAUGAAGGAAAUCCAGCCCGAGAAUGUUGGAAUGUAA
Molecule: messenger RNA, 1746 nt
Organism: Psilocybe cubensis
Lineage: Eukaryota; Fungi; Basidiomycota; Agaricomycetes; Agaricales; Agrocybaceae
Exons: 18
Coding region: 1-1746 (581 amino acids)
Molecular function (GO): heme binding; iron ion binding; oxidoreductase activity, acting on paired donors, with incorporation or reduction of molecular oxygen
Source: RefSeq, a predicted model, not a curated record